AUGUCCGCUGAGAAAGUAGAAAAUAUUUAUCCGCUCGCAGCACUGCUCUUGCACGAAUGUGGUCAGGAUGUGACAAAGGAGGGUAUGCUGGAAAUAUUUGCUCAUGUCAAGGCCGAGUGUCAGCCGAAAUUGGCGGAGCUAUACAGUUUUGAUAAAGAAAGGAUGGAAAGCAUAUAUGAAAUGCUGACUCAGGCACCAGUUGCUGCCUCGGGAGUAGCGGUUGCAGAGAGUGCGGCGGCGAAAGAAGAAGCUAAGCCUAAGGAGGAGGCUGCAUCUGCAGCAGCUGAUGACGUUGAUCUGUUUGGAGACGAUGAUCUUUUCGGAUGAGUGAAUAAAGGAGUUAUUUCAUGAAAUACGUGUUUUGAGGAUAAGUGAUCUAACUUGGGAGCAUACUUGGUUCGUUUAGACAGUAAAUUUUGCCUGCU
Molecule: messenger RNA, 425 nt
Organism: Vavraia culicis subsp. floridensis
Lineage: Eukaryota; Fungi; Microsporidia; Pleistophoridae
Exons: 1
Coding region: 1-327 (108 amino acids)
Source: RefSeq, a predicted model, not a curated record